Molecule: messenger RNA, 485 nt
Organism: Chaetomium strumarium
Lineage: Eukaryota; Fungi; Ascomycota; Sordariomycetes; Sordariales; Chaetomiaceae
Exons: 1
Coding region: 65-394 (109 amino acids)
Source: RefSeq, a predicted model, not a curated record
GGUAGAUUUGCUUAGCGCUGCUUGUCACGGCCAACUCACAGCACUCGAUACGGUGCCGGAUUCGAUGCUCCAGCUUGACCAUGUUAACGAAACACUGUGUCACCUCCUCUGGGAGAUGGACGGCCGCAGAGUCAUGGACCCCGGGGACAGUCAAGUGCAGCGAAACGCCUCGAAGGAGGCCAAACGAACUCGUAGGCUGCAUAUCCGCUGGGAUCACCCGGAUUGGACCAGCAUGGAUCGUAUUGAGUUCUCACUGUCCCCCGAUAGCUACGAUGACUCAGAUUUCGAUUACCCUGACCUUCUCAGUUGCGAGGCUGAGUUUCUUGGCCGGCGGCUGGGCCGUGCCGAAAACAGGCGAAACCUCAUCCGCGAAUUCCUGAGGCGGUGCGAGUGACAUCAUGAUCAUCGCUGCACCCGCAAGCUUGGCACUGAGGAUGAUUUCCACGAAACCUUGUGGGCGCCGUAUUUCGGAGACAUUGACAUUG